This is a messenger RNA of Effrenium voratum, 1320 nucleotides long. The record is from the annotation of a GenBank genome assembly. Lineage: Eukaryota; Dinophyceae; Suessiales; Symbiodiniaceae.
AUGGGAUCGUUCGAUAUCAACGCCCUGGCCACAGAGGCCGGUGAGACCGUGAUCUGGCUGUCGCGCUAUGUCGCGCAGCCAUGGACAGUAUACCAGUUGCUGAUCGUCGCCGGCUGCUUCGCCCUGGCCUAUCUGCUCUCGCUGCGGAUCGAGCCGGUGCUCGAAGAACGUGCCCGGAAAAUCAAGGGCAACCCGCGCCUGCUGCGCGUCAUUUCCGCCUUCAUGCGCAGGACCGAGUGGGUGCUGUUCCUUGUUUUCGUCGCGGUCGCGCGGGAAAUCCUGCUGGCGACCACGUGGCCGAGCCGCGGCUACAUCCUCUCGCUGGCGCUGGUGCUCGGCUUCACCUGGCUGGCGGCGUCGGUUCUGACGCGGAUCAUCCGCAACCGGGUGCUGGCCCGUUUCGUGGCGUUGUGCGUCUUCCUCUAUGUCGCCACCGGCGUGCUGGGCAUGCGCGGUCCGGUCACCGAGGCGCUCGACAAUCUGGCGAUCAAUCUGGGAGACUUCCGGCUUUCAGCUCUGCUCGUCAUCCGCACGAUCGCUGUCACGGCGGUCCUGUUGUGGGCCGCGCAUCUGGCGGGACGCUUCUUCGAGAACCGGAUUUCGGCGUCCGCCGAUCUGUCGCCCUCCUUCAAGGUCCUGGCCGGCAAAACGGUGCAUAUCGCGCUGACGGUGCUUGCCGGCGUCAUCGCGCUCAACGCCGUCGGCAUCGACCUGACGGCGCUGACGAUCUUUUCAGGCGCCGUCGGCGUCGGCAUCGGAUUCGGCCUGCAGAAGGUUGUGUCCAACUUCAUUUCGGGCGUCAUCAUCCUGGUCGACAAGUCGAUCAAGCCGGGCGACACGAUCGAGCUCGGCGACACGUUCGGCUGGAUCAGGGAAUUGCGCGGACGUUUCGUUUCGGUGAUCACCCGUGACGGACGGGAAUAUCUGAUCCCGAACGAGGAUUUCAUCACGCAGCAGGUCGUCAACUGGUCGUACUCGGACAAUUUCAUCCGGCUCGAUGUCGAUUUCGGCGUCUCCUACGACAGCGAUCCGCAUGAGGUCAUCCGGAUCGCUGUCGAUGCGGCAAGCGCGGUCGACCGGGUCGUCGAGGAGAAAAAGCCGGUCUGCUGGAUGACCGCUUUCGGCGCUUCAUCGCUCGACUUCAAGCUGCGGUUCUGGAUCACCGAUCCGCAGGGCGGGCUGACCAACAUUCGCGGCGCGGUCCUGAUCGCAUUGUGGGAUGCGUUCAAGGAAGCCGGCAUCGCAAUCCCGUUCCCGCACCGCGAAAUCAUCAUGCGCACACCUGUCGAACUGGUGCGAAGCGGCGGCCCGAAGGAUUGA